AUGGCACAAGAAAUAAUCCAGAAAAGACUGACUUCAUUAGCCAUUACUAGUAGAAUUCUUGUGUUACUCCUUCAGUUCUCCAGUAAUAUUAUAAUUCCAGAUCACAAUGCUCAAGUGUUUCAAUUCCUAAGAACUGAAAGCAGAGGAAGCUGGGUAUCCACGUUUUUAAACUUUACUCUUGGUGGAUUUAUUAGAUGGGAUGCAGAAUAUUUUAUGCACAUAGCUAAAUAUGGAUAUACUUUUGAAAAUAGUUUAGCAUUUUUUCCUUUGUAUCCGACUUUAGUACGAAUUUUUACAGAAAUUCUUAUUUAUCUCGUUCCUUCACUACAUUUAGAUACAACUUUAUUAUUAAUAUGUAUUUUAUGUAAUAUCGUCUUUUUUAUAUUGACCGUUAAUGUAUUUUAUAGACUUUCUUUAUUAAUUUUUGAUGAAACUAUUGCCUACAGAGCAGCAGUAUUAUUCUGUUUUAACCCAGCAUCGAUAUUUUUUACAGCACCAUACACUGAAUCUUUAUUUUGUUAUUUAACGUUUCAAUCAAUUUACUAUUCUAUGUUAUUACUUCAAAAAUAUUCCAAACCAAAUAAUUCAUUCAGUGUUGCAGAUAUUAGAGUAAUAUUUUUUAUAAGUCUUAGCACUUUAGUUAGAGCGAAUGGUUUACUCAAUAUAGGAUUUUUGAUUUAUACUAUAUUCUGCAUAUUUAUUACAUAUUUUCCUAAAACUAUUUCCAAUAGAGUAAGGUAUAUUUUCAAAUAUGUGUGUAUUAUAUUUAUAUCUUUUAUCAUUUGUUCACUGCCCUUUAUUUUAUAUCAAGUUUACUGUUUUAAAGAGUUCUGCACUACACACAAAGUAGACUUACCAGUUGAAAUAAUACAUUUUGCUUCUGAACAAAAUUUUGUCUUGCCUGGGCAGUUUGCAAAGUUUAACCAAUCUUGGUGUUACCAGAAAAUACCUUUAGCUUACUCAUAUGUUCAAGAUCAUUACUGGAAUGUUGGGUUUUUAAGAUAUUAUGAGUUGAAACAAAUUCCUAAUUUUUUAUUAGCAACACCAUGUUUAUAUAUUGUUAUAAAAAAUUGCUUGGUACAUUUGGAUGUAAAUUUUAACAAACUUAAAUCUAUUUUUGACUUAAAUGAAUUAGUAACUUAUUCACAAAAGAAAGAAAAGUAUUUUAGUAAAGACUUUUUUAAACUAGGCCUAACUGCAUUUGUUGUUCACGCUUUGUUCUUGUCAGUUUUUUCUGCUUUUUGUAUUCAUGUUCAAGUUUCGACUAGAAUGAUAUGUUCAGCUACUCCUCUGUUUUAUUGGUAUUGUACAUAUUACUAUAUGAAUGGUAAAAAUAAUGUUAUUAAAUUAUAUUUUGGAAGUUAUGUAAUAGUAGGUACUGUUAUGUUUUGUAAUUUUCUUCCAUGGACCUAA
Messenger RNA from Psylliodes chrysocephalus, 1413 nucleotides. The record is from the annotation of a GenBank genome assembly. NCBI's taxonomy places the organism in Eukaryota, Metazoa, Arthropoda, Insecta, Coleoptera, Chrysomelidae.